Molecule: messenger RNA, 1284 nt
Organism: Paecilomyces variotii
Lineage: Eukaryota; Fungi; Ascomycota; Eurotiomycetes; Eurotiales; Thermoascaceae
Exons: 2
Coding region: 123-1202 (359 amino acids)
Source: RefSeq, a predicted model, not a curated record
AUAGUUGUUUAUUUGCUGUGAUCAGUAAAUAAAAUCAUUGUUAAUUACCUCUUUUUUCCAUCAUAUGCUUUGCGUACCGAAGUGAUUGAUCUACACAAUUUGAUUUAUUUCGGGCUUUUUCAAUGCCUCCGACAACGGUGUCGACGUCGACGAGAUCGUCCAAGUCCGGUCAAUCGUCAAAAUCUACUCAUCAUUCGGUGUCGCGCUACCAGAUUCCGACGUUGGAGGUCAAGCAGGUUUAUCAGAGAGUCAAGGAUGAGGAUGAUAAGAAGAAUACAACUAUAAUUGCCGUCUUUCGGGACAAGGCAGGUGUCGAGCGCAUGGAAGAGAAGUGUCAGCCGAAAUGGUGGAAGCUGGAAUCUUCUGCCAAAAUCAUUCCCAUCACCAGCGACAAGCUAGCCAGCACCAUCGGUGAUGUCUGUCGUAUUAAGCAACGAAAACGAAUCUCCCUCCUAGUCAGCCCAUAUGUACCGGAGAUCUCAUUCCACGUGCCAUCCUCCAUCCGGAGACUCAUCAUCACCCGAUGUGGGAAGAAAGCUCAAUGUGAUGCCGACAAGGAGGAUCACUUGAUCAUCUCUCGUUCGUCUACAUUCUGUGGUGUGAUGCUCAACAGAUGGCAAGACCGCGACGAACAAUAUGACCGGCACGAGAUCAUGUUCAGAGGUGGAGUGUACCUCCGGCUCGAUAUUCUCGACACCAGUAACGGUGGGAAGAACGGCCAAGGAUGGUCGCUAUCGAACAAAGACCGAACGUCCAUCUUGAGACAGAUGGAGGAGCUUCUGGGCCCUCUUCAGCAGGAUGAUAUUUCAUGGUGGGAUAAGUGGAAAAAUAUCAUCACCACGAUCAUCAGCCUCAUGGCUGGGAUAUCAAAGCUCACUUCAAACUUGAAGGUGGGCGCAGCAGGCAUCUACGUGACGCAUUUUACAGGAAUCAAGGUCUUCGCAGGCGCUUUUGGAGCCUCAAGCGUCGUGUCCACAGCAGCCCCGGUCGCUGCCAUUGCCUUUGGCACGGCCCUGGCGGUCUACUUUAUCCCGUGGGACGAUCUCCUUACGUGGAUCAAACGCACCCUUUUCAACCUGUGGGAUGUGAUCUGGCAGGCGUGGAACUGGGUGAAGGAGAAGCUCCAGACGAUCGCAAGCAAGCAUAUCCACGACGACCCGCCUCCUCCCUAUACUCAUAGACCAAAGCGGGUCCGAAUGUAGGCCUGCUGUAUGCUAGGGACAGCGGGACUUCCCUAUGGUAUGGAGAGAUGAACCGGACGGUCGCCAAUAUGAUAAACUUGGA